Messenger RNA from Ceratitis capitata (Mediterranean fruit fly), 661 nucleotides. RefSeq lists its product as uncharacterized. The coding region runs from base 156 to 638 and encodes 160 amino acids. The transcript is spliced from 3 exons. The record is from RefSeq and is a predicted model, not a curated record. Lineage: Eukaryota; Metazoa; Arthropoda; Insecta; Diptera; Tephritidae.
UUUAUUUUUUGAGAAUCUCCCCUUAAUGAAUUACCCUGCAUUCGAUUUAAAAGCGUAAACUUCAAACAGCAAAAGACAAAUGACAAAGCUAAAGAAAUGUGAUUGUAAGAAUAUAAGUUUGGUUAAGAUCCUUCUGUUAGGGACGCGUAGGCAACAUGAAAUGUCUGUCGGUGAAGGAAUGUGCCUCCACACUUCAAAUUAUCAUAGCGAUGCUUUGCUUGCUAACGGUUAUGCUCUUCUCUUUCGUCAUACCAUUUCCGGAAGAUUUGAAAAUAUUUAUGUUCCAAUGCUCAAUGGCCACCACAAUGAUGCUCUGCUUGAUUUUCGGCUGUAGCAUAUGGUUUUACAAUUCGAAUUAUCAUAAAACUCGUUUUCACGUGCGCGUAUUUAUCGUUGUCGUUUUGUGGAUUACGUUUGCUUUGGAUGUCGCAACUGCGAUCCUUUGUGAUCUUCAAUUUGUCGGCAAACUCUUAUACGACUCUUUCGAACCGGAGUUUUUCGAUAAACUUGACUUUAUGUUAUUGUAUUUAGCUAUUCUUCUGGGUAUUAUAGUUAUCGUUUUACUAUUUAUUGUCAAUAUUAUAUUAACUGUUGGUGUUUGUCGCCGAGCACGAAAGGGAAAACGUGUAGGCAAAUAAAUGGAUUAGGCAAUAUCUAUGAA